This is a messenger RNA of Rhodamnia argentea, 2293 nucleotides long. RefSeq names its product high mobility group B protein 15. The transcript has 7 exons. The record is from RefSeq and is a predicted model, not a curated record. Gene Ontology annotation, molecular function: DNA binding. Bases 630 to 2057 code for a protein of 475 amino acids. Lineage: Eukaryota; Viridiplantae; Streptophyta; Magnoliopsida; Myrtales; Myrtaceae.
UUAUAUAGAUGUGUGUGUGUGUGUUGCCUUCGCAGCUCUCACAGUGUCAGAUGGAAAGCGAAGAGAAAGAAACUUUAAAUGAUUAUAAUAUUAUACUCUUGGAAUAGAGUACAAAAGUUGGAUAUCAUGAUAUCUUAGGAAUGUCAGACCAGGUUAUAGACCAUGUAGCCCUGUGUUUUGACAAAUAGAUGAAGAGAGAGAGAGAGAGAGAGAGAGAGAGAGAGAGAGGGGGGCUUUUCGAAUCAAGAUUUCUGCAGGGCCUAAAAGGGUGUUUUCUUUUUAGCUUCUCUUUGAUGGUGGUGAUGGAUUAAUGAGAGAAAAAAAAGUUUCUUCGUAAGCCGUGAUGGGUUGUUGAGUUGUUGCUGCUGCUCCUUCUGCUGCCAUCGUUACAUCUAUUGUACACUGAAGCAAUUCAUGGCUGUGACAGCUAUGAAGCUGUACCACAUGCUUUUCUUCUCUUGGGCGUUGAAUCAUUUUACAGAAGACGACCCCCCUCCUCCUCCUCCUCCUCCUCCUCUGUCUUCGAACUGGGAGUUAUUAUUUCAGCUUUUGGAAGUCGUCGUCGCUCUCAUUAAGUUUGGUGGAGGUAGACAUUGGAGCUUUGCUGGUUGAAGUGGAACGGCCAGUGGAUGGCAUCAACUUCUGGUGGAAACCAAAGUCCAAUGUCUCCAUUGCAGGAGCAAACGCAGACCUCGGGGUAUCAUCCAUACCCUCCACCUCUUGCAGAGUAUGACGAUGUUGUCGCAAGUCCUAGCCUCUUUAUGACUACUUUGGAGAAGCUCCAUUCAACUAUGGGGACCAAAUUCAUGAUUCCUAUCAUUGGAGGCAAAGAGCUCGACUUGCAUCAGUUAUUUGUAGAAGUAACUUCUCGUGGGGGAAUUGAGAAGAUCAUUAAAGAGAGACGAUGGAAGGAUGUGACUGCAAUCUUCAAUUUCCCUUCCACUGCGACGAAUGCUUCGUUCGUGCUGCGCAAGUAUUAUGUUUCACUGCUUCAUCAUUAUGAACAAAUUUACUUUUUCAAGGCCCGCAUUUGGACUCCUCUCUCUGCUGGAACUUUGCAGAGCCCUCCUGUGCCAACAUUUUUAGCACAGCAGAUGGACGCUAUGCGUCCUGCACAAGAAAGCAAAGUGCCCAUGACUGCACAACCAAGGACAACUGCUUCGGACUUUGCUCGAGCAAGCACUGCAUGGCCAGCGAAUUCUCCUGUGGUGGGGGUUAUCGACGGGAAAUUCGAAAGUGGGUACCUUGUAACUGUUUCAAUAGGCUCGGAGAAGUUAAAGGGUGUGCUUUACCAAGCGCCUCAGAGCACUGCCGGAAAAAUGCCUCAGCAAUUCAAUUUCUCUAUCAAUAACAACAACGUAGCUGGAGGUUCUGGCAUUCAACGUCGGCGCAGAAGGAAAAAAUCCGAGAUCAAGAGGAGGGAUCCUGCGCAUCCGAAACCUAACAGAAGCGGUUAUAAUUUCUUUUUUGCCGAACAGCAUGCAAGAUUGAAACCUCUCCACCCUGGGAAGGACAGAGAGAUAAGUAGGAUGAUUGGUGAACUUUGGAACAAGCUAAAUGAAUCUGAAAGAGCUGUGUAUCAAGACAAAGCCCUCAAAGAUAAAGAAAGGUACAAGAUGGAGAUGGAGAGCUACAGGGAGAGAUUGAGGAUGGGACAGGUCGUCAGCGAUGCUGUGCCCCUGCAACAGCGGCUUCCCGAACUGGACGUGGACAUGGCUGAUGCAGAUGCAGAUGCAAAUCCUGAAGAGACUGAAGAGGGGAAUUCUCUCCAAACACAAGAUAACGAGAGUAGCACCGAUAAAAGCUUUACUGAGGACGACAAUAAAGACACCGAGAAGGAAUUGGAUGUAGAGGCUUCACCGGUAUCCGCUGUGGUCGUUGAGAGUAGCAAUUUGGAUGUCAAUGACGCACAUCCUGAGAUGGAAGUUGCAAAUGCAGAGGGUCAUGAGAAGCAGGAUAUAGCCGUUGAGAAUGUUGUAGUGGCAGAAAGCGUCGAAGAUGGGACUGAAAAUGUCGAAGAUGUGGACAAAGAAAAAUUGGGCCAACCUUCUGGCUGAAGGAGGAAUAAUUUUGUUUCGAAACAUUUCAGGGAAGAUCAUCAGCAGAGAUAUUUCAGUUCUGUUUCUAUUUAGUGGUUCUAAUGUUGUUUAGUGAGAGCUACAUGUUCUUUUGCAGAAUUUCUAGUUUUAGGUUAUGGCCAAACCUGGACAGUUUUGGCCUUUGUUCUGAAGAAACUUCUCUUCACGUGUUGAAAUUUGAAUCAAGUAGGAAUGUCAGUGUCCAUUUUUACGAA